Diatraea saccharalis (sugarcane borer) is the source of this 1452-nucleotide messenger RNA. The record is from the annotation of a GenBank genome assembly. Lineage: Eukaryota; Metazoa; Arthropoda; Insecta; Lepidoptera; Crambidae.
AUGAUAGUAACUAUGAAAUUCCCUAGGAUGAACAAGGAGUUAUUAAAAAAGUUUAUUGACAUACGACCAGUGAUGAAUGCGUUGAAUAGAAGAUAUAGUCAGAAUCACGAGGAGUUCUUUAAGAUGUACAGUGAGGAUUGUGUUAUUAAUGGAUACGGUGGACCGUUAACUGCGGACGAUUAUACUAGGUUUUUCAGCAAGAGGUCAAUGAGGAGGGAGCCAGCUUUAACUAGAGAAAUGACAAAUUUAUCUUACAAAGUGGGUAAACAUGUGAUCUCGUUAGCUGAGGGUAUGCCAAAUGAGGGUGUGUUCCCAAUAUCCAAGGUGGACAUAGAAGUUAAAGGGACUGGGCGGCUGCUCUUAGAAGGGAGUGAUCUGUCAGCAGCUUUGCAGUAUAUACCUUCGCAAGGCUUACCACCCCUCUUGUCGGAACUGCGUCAGUUCCAAAAUGAUGUGCACCGUCCACCUGCUGUGCCGCGUGACGUGAUCGUCACCAACGGUGGACAGCACGGUAUAUACCAGUGCAUGGACUUACUGAUGGAAGAAGGCGAUCCGGUCGUACUCAACGAGUAUACGUACACAGGCGCACAUGUUGCGCUCAAGCCGUACAAUCCAGAGAUCAUCAGCAUCCCAGAAGACCAAUACGGAAUGAUACCGGAAACUUUAGAGUCCAUACUCUCUGCACGUCUCUCGCGUGGAUUAAAGAUGCCCAAGUUACUUUACAUCAUCCCGACUGGCAGCAAUCCCACGGGUACUGUUGUCCCUGAAGAGAGAAGGAGAAAGAUAUACGAGUUGGCGUGCAGAUUCGAUUUCCUCAUUAUCGAAGACGAUCCCUACGUUUUCUGUAAUUAUAGCGAGAAAAGAGUUCCCACAUUUUUAUCCCUGGAUACGUGUGGCAGAGUGAUCCGCUUAGAUUCUCUAUCGAAAGUUGUGAGUGCGGGGUUACGUGCAGGGUGGGUGACCGCGCCGACUCCUGUCCUGCAGAAACUUGAACUGCACAUGCAAAGUGAAUUGCUUCACAGUUGCACGUUGUCACAGGUAAUAUUGCAUCAUUUAAUAAGCAACCGGGAGGCGCUAGCGUCGCAUCUCAAAGCAGCGCGCGACCUCUAUCGACAGCGACGUGAUGCUUUGAGUGACGCGUUGCAAGGAUUGACUGGCCUCGCUGACUGGACUUUGCCCGAUGCAGGCUUGUUUUUCUGGCUCAAAGUGAGAGGUGUCGAAGACGUUCACAAUAUGGUAUUCCGUACUGCACUCAAACGUGGAUUGAUGGUUGUACCGGGACAAGCUUUCUCUUACUACACUAAUGCUCCCUGUCAAUAUAUAAGACUGACUUUUAGUAGAAUUCGCUACGAGAACAUGAACACCGCAACACGCCACCUAGCAGAUAUUAUAAAAGAAGAACAACAGUUAUAUUUACAAAAGCUACCACAAAGAUUGGCUACUGAACGCUAG